Molecule: messenger RNA, 471 nt
Organism: Aspergillus heteromorphus CBS 117.55
Lineage: Eukaryota; Fungi; Ascomycota; Eurotiomycetes; Eurotiales; Aspergillaceae
Product: cupin domain-containing protein
Exons: 2
Coding region: 1-471 (156 amino acids)
Source: RefSeq, a predicted model, not a curated record
AUGACCAGUCAACCCCCCAUCAACGAGAUGGUAUAUUUACCUCAGGUGAUGUCACCGAAUAGAUCCUUCGGUGUCUUCCGGAAGGUUUUGCAUACGGGUCUAUACUCGCAAUUUGUUGCGAUGGAAAUUCCGGUCAAUGGUGAAAUUGGCGAUGAGAUCCACACCGUCGACCAAGUCCUGAUGUUUACCUCGGGCACCGGCAAAGCGAUCGUCGCAGGAAAGGAACAACAGGUGAAACAGAACGACGUCGUGAUUGUACCAGCCGGUACGCAGCAUCAAUUCCUUAAUGUGGGAGACACGCCGUUGGAGGUGGUGACAAUAUACUCGCCCGCGGAGCAUGAUCCACGGACGGUGCAUGAUACCAAAGCACAGGGUGACGCGCAGGAGGAUGCGGGAGAGGAUGAAGCGCCGGAAUGGAGUCAACGGAGCAAGUCUGAAAAUGAGAAGAUCGGGCUGGUUCGAUUACCAUGA